Lolium rigidum is the source of this 1193-nucleotide messenger RNA. Its product is annotated as IST1-like protein. The transcript has a single exon. The record is from RefSeq and is a predicted model, not a curated record. Gene Ontology annotation, biological process: protein transport. NCBI's taxonomy places the organism in Eukaryota, Viridiplantae, Streptophyta, Magnoliopsida, Poales, Poaceae. Bases 1 to 924 code for a protein of 307 amino acids.
AUGGGGAGGACGCUGGACGUGCUGCUGGGCCGGACCACGAAGCAGACGGCGCGCCUCAAAUCCCUCCUCGGCCUCGCCACCAAGCGGAUCACCGUGGUCCGCGCGCACCGGCAGGUGCGCCUGGCGCAGGCGCGCGGCGACGUGGAGCAGCUGCUCCGGCUGGGCCACCCGGACCGCGCGCUGGCCCGCGCCGACCAGGUCCUCCGCGAGCAAGACAUGCUCGACGUCCUCGACACGCUCGACUCCUACUGCACCCUCCUCGCCGACCGGGCCGCGCUCGUCGACGCGCAGCGCGAGUGCCCCGACGAGCUGCGGGAGGCGGCGGCGGGGCUGGUCUACGCGGCCGCCAGGCUCGGCGACCUCCCCGAGCUGCAGGAGGUGCGCGCGCUCCUCGCCGCGAAAUUCGGCAGGGGGUUCGUGGCCGCGGCAGCUGAGCUGCGCAGCGGGUGCGGGAUCGAUACCAAGGUCGUGCAGAAGCUGUCGACCAAGCAGCCGAGCCUGGAGAGCAGACAGAUGGUGCUGGUUGAGAUCGGCGCCGAGAAGGAGAUCCCCGUCCGCCUCCACGACCCCUCUUACCACCAGGAGCCCGUCAUCUCCAACCACCACAGCCACAAGAGCAACGACCAGCACGACGAGAUGCCCCGCGCCACGCCGCGAGCCGACAACGACGACGACAUCUCUGCACACGCGCCGCUGGCGUUCAAGGACGUGGAAGCGGCCGCGCAGGCCGCGUUCGAGUCGGCCGCCACGGCGGCCGCUGCCGCCAAAGCCGCCAUCGAGCUCUCGCGAGCCGGCUCCGGGGACCCCGACGAACACAGGUACAGGAGGACGCACGGGCACGGCGACGACGAGGUGCCACACCGUCGCGAGGAUUUGCCCAGAAGCAGGCCGGCUUCGGUCAGGACAAACAGAGGAGGGCUCUAGCAGUUUACUAGCUGCUGCCACAUGGCAAUACCAGAGAUGGUUUUUUUUUUUCAUUGCGAAUAGCAGAGAGGCGGUUUCUUGAUCUCCUAAUAUUGUUGUUGCUACUUCAACUUCCGCACUUACAUGGUGCAGAUUCUUCAUUGUUGGGUUGGUAAUGUACAUACACAAAUGGGCAAGUAAUAGUUAUUCCAUUCCGAUUUUAGACCCAGCAGAGAGCACAAAUAGAGAAGAAAGAAACAUAAGCAUAUAGUUGAGCUUUUGCAGUUAUA